Molecule: messenger RNA, 1862 nt
Organism: Stegodyphus dumicola
Lineage: Eukaryota; Metazoa; Arthropoda; Arachnida; Araneae; Eresidae
Product: lysosomal protective protein-like
Biological process (GO): proteolysis
Molecular function (GO): serine-type carboxypeptidase activity
Source: RefSeq, a predicted model, not a curated record
UUUGGCAAAGAAAGUUUCAACCAAUCUGAGGUGAUGGUAAUGUGAAAGUUCGUGUUUUGAAAGCAGUUGCAAUCAUGUGAUUUAGUUUAGAUUAAUCACGUAAAAAAAUUUUUAAUGUGAUUUGUCGUUAUCAGAGUGCAUUUAGCGUUAUUUUAAAAGCCAAGUUUCUAAUUUUUAUUACUUCUAACUUUUGUCUAGGUCGUCCUAUAUGAAAAUAUGGCCUUUACAUUGCAAUGCCUCGCUGUCUUUUUGAUUUCGUUUUUUACAAUCAACUUUGCUCAUCCGGAUGAAGUAAAGACCUUACCCGGUCUCAAAUACUCUAUAAAUUUUAAGCAUUAUUCUGGAUAUCUGAAUGCUACUAAUGGAAAAUUUCUUCAUUAUUGGUUUGUUGAAAGCCAGCGUUCUCCAUCUUCUGAUCCAGUAGUGUUAUGGAUGAAUGGUGGUCCUGGUUGUAGUUCUCUUGAUGGUUUCCUUAGUGAACUCGGUCCUUUCCAUGUGUUAGCUGAUGGAAGAACUCUGUAUAAUAACACUUAUUCAUGGAAUAGAGUAGCUAAUGUAUUGUUUUUAGAAGCUCCAGCUGGUGUUGGAUUUUCUUAUUCUCGGGACCAAAGAUAUGACACAGAUGAUGAUACAGUUUCAUAUGAUAACUAUUUAGCAAUACAGCAUUUUUUUAAAAAAUUUCCCCAAUUUAAGAAGAAUGAUUUCUAUAUUACGGGUGAAAGUUAUGGAGGCAUUUAUAUUCCUACACUCUCGGUGCGUGUCUUGACAGGACCAGCAGAUAUAAAUUUCAAAGGCUUUGCAGUUGGAAAUGGAUAUUUAGAUGCUGCUAACUUAACUAAUUCCAUAGUCUUUUUUGCUUAUUAUCAUGGUUUAAUUGGACCAAAAUUAUGGAGUCGUCUAUCAACUUAUUGUUGUAGUGGCAUUGCAUCUCAAGAGACAUGUAAUUUUUAUAGUCCUCCUUCUAUGAAAUGCGGUGAAGCCAUCCAAGAAGUUACAGAAAUUGUUGAUGGCUCUGGUCUGAAUAUAUACAAUUUAUAUGCAGACUGUGAAACGAGUUCAGAGAGAAUUUCAAGAUAUGCAGUUGAUAAAAGAAACAUUCUUCGCCAUUUUCCAAAACCAAAUUAUACAUACAAAUUCAGAGAUGAUCCACCGUGCAUUGAUUCUUCUAAUGUACGUAAAUGGUUAAAUCAGCCAUCAGUUCGUGAGGCUCUUCAUAUUCCUUCAAAUGUUCAACCAUGGGAAGUUUGUAGUUUAGAAGUCGAAAUGGGAUACAGGAGAAUUUAUAACACAAUGCGACCUCAGGUUUUACAACUGAUAAAGUCUGGAAGACUAAGAGGGCUGAUUUAUAAUGGUGAUGUAGAUAUGGCAUGCAAUUUCUUAGGAGAUGAAUGGUUUACCUAUGGUCUAGGACUCAAAGUGACGAAAGAUUAUGAAAUUUGGAAAUUCAAUGAUCAAGUGGCUGGUUUUGUAAAAUCAUAUGGCAACCUAACCUUUUUAACCGUAAAAGGUUCAGGACAUAUGGUGCCACAAGAUAAGCCUGGUCCCGCUUUUAAAAUGAUAUCCAGUUUUCUAAGUAAUAAGCCUUACUAAAUAUUGGACUUCAUUUAAAAUAAGUGAAGCCAAAGACAUCAGGAAAAAAAAUAGUCGGCUAUUUCUUUUAUCUUAUUGAUUAGCAGAUCAAAUUCUAUGAACAAAUUAUCAGUGCUUAAAGGAAAAUAAUUUUUAGCUCAUAGAAUAAUUAAAAGCUGCAAUGAAAAAUUUUCAGUAGAUUAUUUUUAUUGCUUUUGUGUCCCUUAUAUUUAAACUAUGCAUUAUUUAUGUAACUUAAUUUUAUUUAUAAUAAAAGAUUAAAAUGAUAAGUA